AAAACGUUCAUUGGACAAUUCAAGCUGCAUAUAAAAUAGAAAAAACCGCUUAUUACAAAUUGAGAAAUAUUUUGAGAUGAACAUACGUAUUGUUGUGUAAAAAAAGCAAGCAACACUGAACCCUUUACACGUAAUUAAACGUACAGCGUUUGCUCAAGUUUAAUUUUACUUUAAACAAUAAAUAGAAAUAAUUAAAGAGAGAUAUCAUAAAAAAAAAGAUAACUAUGGCCGCACAAGUUAUGUGUUUAACAUCGUCGGGAGGAAUUCCAUUGUUUUCUCGUCAAAAGGGAGAUAAAGAAAUGAUAACUUUUUCUAAAAUGGCAUCUCUAAAUGGCGUCCAUAUGUUUCUUAAAACGCAAAAUAUGAAGCUGCUAAAUACAGAUCUACCAGAUACAGCUAUAGUUUGGAAAGAAUAUGAACAAAGUAUUAUAUUAAUCAUUAUUGCAAAUGGUGCAACAAAAUAUACCUUAAAUAAAUUUCUUGAUGUUGCCUUUGGUGCGAUGGUCUUAUUCGUUGGUAUAGAUGAAAUAAAAAAUGCCAAAAAUAUAGAACGUUUAAAAAAAGAUUUGCGCGGAUGUAAUCCGAUUAUAGAUAGGCUUUUAGAGUGUUUAGAUAUCGGAGAUCGAAUUUGUACCAAAACAGAUAUUAUUAAUAUGACGGAGUGUAUAAUUUUAUACGAGAAUCAUCUGUUACAGACUUAUUUAGAGGGAUACAUGGAAUGUUUAGAUUCAAUGUACGGAUGCGUUCUGGUACAUGGUUGUUUAGCAGUAGCUACCAAUGGAUGGUGGUCCUUAGAUCCUAUAGAAAGAAAAUUGUUAAUAAUGACAAUAGCCACUGAAACUAACUACACGGCGCGUGAUUUACCUAUCUUUUUACCUUAUAAAAGUCCUAACAUAGCUUUUAGAUUAGUAUCCAUUACUUUAAUAAAUCAUGUAGAAGUAGUCUCUUUAUGUGGACCAAACCCAGAGUUAUCAGAGAUCGAAAGAUAUGCUGUGCAAUGUUGGAAAACAAGUAUGGAUAUUUUACGUAAUUCUGAGCAGUGUUAUCUUAGAAACGUACCCGCAGCACUCUCCUUGGAUAUUAACGCAUUAGGAUUCUUAUUAGCAAACUGUAAGGUGGACAAAUUUGUGCUUAGUAGAAAUGCGCAAAGCACAAAAAAUCGUGUCACAGGAACACACAGGUUAGAUAUUUUGAGAACAUUUUAUCAUCAGGCAAUAGAAAUAUUUAUGCUUUCAUCUGAAUGCGAAGAAGGUAACAUAGAGAUGAACUUGGAAAGUAAGUGGAAAUUUGUGGGUGCCAAGGAAACAUACCUAUGUUCGGAAUAUCAUAAAUGUCACGCUCUAAAAUAUGAAGAUCACAUACUCUGCGUCCUAUAUGCAUCUGUAGUACCUACUCACACUAUGAGAUUGAUUACUGAAAAAAUUUUGAAAGUGUUAUUAAUCGAUAAACAAAUCUGUUGGUAAACAUUGCAAGAUUAAAAUAUAAACAAAUAAGAUAUGUAUUGCAGUAUCAUUCGUAUGGAAGCUGCCAAAAAAUAUAAGAGAAAAUAAAUACCGUAUAGUGCA
Messenger RNA from Polistes canadensis, 1565 nucleotides. RefSeq names its product protein fuzzy homolog (gene fy). The transcript has 6 exons. Gene Ontology annotation, biological process: vesicle-mediated transport; non-motile cilium assembly. The record is from RefSeq and is a predicted model, not a curated record. Lineage: Eukaryota; Metazoa; Arthropoda; Insecta; Hymenoptera; Vespidae. Bases 225 to 1463 code for a protein of 412 amino acids.